Molecule: messenger RNA, 1131 nt
Organism: Alnus glutinosa
Lineage: Eukaryota; Viridiplantae; Streptophyta; Magnoliopsida; Fagales; Betulaceae
Product: ethylene-response factor C3-like
Exons: 1
Coding region: 181-861 (226 amino acids)
Biological process (GO): regulation of DNA-templated transcription; ethylene-activated signaling pathway
Molecular function (GO): DNA-binding transcription factor activity; DNA binding
Source: RefSeq, a predicted model, not a curated record
UAUAUUCAUUAAUUUAAUCUUUUGCGUUGUUCUAAUCUUUUAUCCAUUCAAAUCCACUCUUUUUUUUUUUUUUUCUUUGGGUAUAUAAAUGGGUUAGGUGUUCAAAUCUGGGUACACCAACAUAAGUUGUCACCAGGCUCCAAGCACCGAAAAAACCAAGUCCAGCCGCUGAAUUCCGCCAUGGAAUCAUGUUUGUUUGAGUACCCAAAUUCAGAAUUCUCACAAGAAUCAUUCUAUGGAGAAUCCUUCUCGUGGGAUGAGCUUCUUUUCCACCAUAAUUCCCUUCCCUUCAACCUCAAUGACUCCGAGGAAAUGCUACUUUUGGAUGUCCUGGCAAAGGGGACUAAAGAAGCAUGGGAAAGCACCAGUCCCACGUGUGUGGUUAAGGAAGAGGAAGACACUUCAAAUCCCAAAUUAGAAGAAGUAUGCAAGAAAGAGAAGUCCUAUAGAGGGGUUCGGCGGCGGCCGUGGGGGAAGUACGCGGCGGAGAUAAGGGAUUCGACUAGGCACGGCAUCCGGGUAUGGCUUGGAACGUUUGAUAGUGCCGAGGCAGCUGCUCUGGCAUACGACCAAGCUUCAUUCUCGAUGAGGGGUACCUUGGCCGUGCUCAAUUUUCCGGUGGAAGUGGUCAGAAAUUCACUCCAAGACAUGAAGUAUCGUUGUGAGGAGGGGUGCUCGCCGGUGGUGGCACUAAAGAGGAAGCACUCCAUGAGAAGAAAAUCAACGAUUAAGAAGAAAAGUAAAGGGAAGAAAGAUACAGCGUCAGAAAGUGUGGUGGUGUUGGAGGACUUGGGAGCUGAAUAUUUAGAGGAACUUUUGAGCCUCAGCCCAUCUGAGAGUGCUACUAGUACUACUCAGUGAAUUGAUCUUCUUCACCUCCAUUUUCUUAUUAUUCCUUUGUUUGUUCUUCUUGUUUUUCAAUUUUUUUUUUUUUUUUCCCUGUUAUCUCUGUUUGAUAAUACAACUUAAUUAGGAGCACAUAUCAAUUUCGCCAAGUUUUGAGGGGCAUCACAGUGAGGUUAGAUCUACUCCUGAUUCUAUUAAUCAAUCCUGUUGUUUGUAAAGUUCAAAAAAGAUGGGAUUGUAAUCAAAUUGCAUUAGCUUGUCUACCUCAAUUAUUGUGGUCUAUAA